Messenger RNA from Lingula anatina, 1168 nucleotides. RefSeq names its product sarcoplasmic calcium-binding protein-like. The record is from RefSeq and is a predicted model, not a curated record. NCBI's taxonomy places the organism in Eukaryota, Metazoa, Brachiopoda, Lingulata, Lingulida, Lingulidae. Gene Ontology annotation, molecular function: calcium ion binding.
AGUAAGAAAACUGUCUCGAGACUUGGACUACAUAAAAUGUCUCGAUCGUUGUUAUCCAUUACUCCGAGACUGUUUCAACCUUACAGGUGCCUGAAACAACAGUCAGUUAAACUGAAAAAGCAUCCACGAGACUACCCGAAGAUAACCGGAAACGAAUUAUGGCGACGGAAAUUUCGCACACUGUUCCAAUACAAGGACGUCAAUAAGGACGGCUACCUCAAGAAAGUCGACUACGAGAUGAGUGCUUGGAGAAUAAUUCAGUAUAUGGACCUCUCAGGCGAGAUGGCAGCGGACGUAAUGGAGACGCAGCUCCAGAUGUGGGAGUACAUCACCGCCAACGCCCCCUACAUGGAGGGAAUCACACUAAAUGACUUCACGGAAAACUGUCUCAAGGCGUACAACGAGGAAAACACGCGGUUUGGCUUAAUAACUGCCUGCUGCUCCGAGUUUGAUGCCCUGGACUUGGACGCAAACGGAGUGAUAUCGCCCAAGGAACACGCCGCAUUUUUCUAUUCAUACUUCGUUCCUGCAGAACACUCCCCGCCAGUCUUUAGAGCUAUGGACACGGAUAGUGAUGGCGUCAUCACGAAAGCCGAGUUUGUUCAAGGAAUGAUAGACUUUUUACUUAGUGAAGACCCCAAAAGUCCGUAUGUUAACUUUUUCGGACCGCUGGCGAAUUAAACUUUUAUUCCUUAUUUAUUGGUUGAAAAAAUUACAAUUCUGAUUAAAAAAAUUGGAAUAUGAUGCUGGUAGACCUAACAAUUGUAAAAGCAUAAGACCAAUGUGUGAUGUAAAAAUAUGAAAAACACGGUUCAAAGGAACAUUCAUUAAUGACAUAUAAUGCAAAACGUAUUCCAAAAUAGAUGUGAAAUAUAUGGACUGAUAUAUAAAUCCAAAUACCCGAGGUAGAUUUACCUAAAACCGACGUUUAACUUUUUACGCUUCAACAGUUGUUGAAGUGAAAAUGAACAGAGUUGCAGCAAAAAAAUUACAUAACCUAUGAGAUCUGAGUUAACAAAGUUAAACCAUAAGUCACGUACAGAAUAUACGUGAUUCCAUAAGCCUCUGUUACACAGGGUUUGGGACCGCUUGAAAACCGAAUUCUGAUCCACUCUCCAAAUGACUAUCUCAAAUGUUAAAAAAAAAUAGCCGCUAACAUAUUAAAUUC